CCUCGCGCUCCCUGGCUGCUUGGCAGCCGCUACCAUUACCCAGACGCCGGCUCGGGCGCGUCGCUGCCUGCAGCCAGACGCGGCUCUGCUCCAGUCACUCUGCAAAGCGAGCCAAUGAUCAGCCCCCCGCCAACGCCGGGGAAGGCCCGGGCGGCGCUCCUGGCGAAAGCGAUGCGGCUCCCCCCUGGAUCCCCGGCAUGAGCGCCUGGGAGGAUGGACACGAUGUCUUUCAAGAAGGAGACGCCACUUGCAAAUGCAGCAUUUUGGGCUGCAAGGAAGGGAAACCUGGCUCUUCUUCAGCUACUGCUAAACAGUGGACGUGUGGAUGUAGACUGCAAAGACAGUCUUGGUACAACACCUCUCAUGGUAGCGUCAUACUAUGGCCACAAAGAAUGCGUCCGAGAACUGGUGCUACAAGGAGCUGACAUCAAUCUUCAGAGAGAGUCUGGUGCCACUGCUCUUCUCUUCGCUGCCCAACAGGGUCACAAUGAUGUUGUGACAUUUCUGUUUGAGUAUGGAGCCUCCACAGAGUUUAAAACCCAAGAUGGAGGCACUGCUCUGCUAGCUGCUUGUCAGUAUGGGCAUAAGAAAGUGGUGGAGACCUUGCUGAAGCAUGGUGCCAACAUUAAUGAUCAGCUUUACGAUGGAGCUACUAGCCUGUUCCUGGCUGCCCAAGGCGGCUACCUGGAUUUAAUUCGGCUAUUAAUGUCUUCAGGAGCAAAGGUCAACCAGCCAAGGCAGGAUGGGACAGCUCCAUUGUGGAUAGCCUCUCAGAUGGGUCACAGCGAGGUAGUGAGGGUAAUGCUGCUCCGUGGAGCAGACCGAGAUGCUGUGAGGGAUGAUGGCACAACUGCUUUGUUCAAAGCAGCAAACAAAGGCUAUGCUAAUGUUAUAGAAGAACUGCUUAAAUUUUCCCCUGCACUGGGUUUAUUGAAGAAUGGAACCUCAGCUCUCCAUGCAGCAGUUCUUGGUGGCAAUCUGAGAGCAGUAGCACUACUCUUGGAAGCUGGAGCAGAUCCCUUCCUUAAGAACAAGAAAAAUGAACUGCCUUCAGAUCUUACAAAAAAUGACCGCAUCCUCCGGCUCCUGCAAUCCAGGGGAAAGCACAGAAAGAGCUAAUGCAAGAGCACGCUCUGAGAGAGCAGAGAAGCCCUGCCUACUAUGAGCCCUUGAGCAAAGCUGGUGUUC
Gekko japonicus is the source of this 1188-nucleotide messenger RNA. RefSeq names its product ankyrin repeat domain 29 (gene ANKRD29). NCBI's taxonomy places the organism in Eukaryota, Metazoa, Chordata, Lepidosauria, Squamata, Gekkonidae. The coding region runs from base 214 to 1119 and encodes 301 amino acids. Gene Ontology annotation, molecular function: protein binding. The record is from RefSeq and is a predicted model, not a curated record. The transcript is spliced from 10 exons.